Carassius carassius (crucian carp) is the source of this 875-nucleotide messenger RNA. Its product is annotated as anaphase-promoting complex subunit 10-like. The transcript is spliced from 5 exons. The record is from RefSeq and is a predicted model, not a curated record. Gene Ontology annotation, biological process: anaphase-promoting complex-dependent catabolic process; protein K11-linked ubiquitination. Bases 162 to 719 code for a protein of 185 amino acids. Gene Ontology annotation, cellular component: anaphase-promoting complex. Lineage: Eukaryota; Metazoa; Chordata; Actinopteri; Cypriniformes; Cyprinidae.
GUAUUCAGAGCGCGCCAAUGCCGGGCAAAUGCAAACAGCUUUUGGGUGUCCACGACCAUAUUUUAUCCUUUUUGAGAAAAUUAUCCUUAGUUUAUGUUAGUUGUGGAAACUGAAGGAAGAAGACACUGCUGUGUGAGUGUUUUUCAGUGAGUGCCGUAACCAUGGCAACGGCCACUAAGACCCCCCCGGGAGCAGAUCCCAAGCAGCUGGAGCGCACAGGGACCGUCCGAGAGAUCGGAUCACAAGCCGUGUGGUCGCUUUCCUCAUGCAAGCCAGGGUUCGGAGUCGACCAGCUGAGGGACGAUAAUCUGGAGACGUACUGGCAGUCCGACGGCUCUCAGCCACAUCUAGUGAACAUUCAGUUCAGGAGGAAAACAAUGGUUAAAAUGCUGUGUAUUUAUGCCGAUUAUAAAUCGGAUGAGAGCUACACUCCCAGCAAGAUCUCGGUCAGAGUUGGAAAUAACUUCCACAACCUGCAGGAGAUCCGGCAGCUGGAGAUGGUGGAGCCGAGCGGCUGGAUUCACAUCCCUUUGUUGGAUCUGGUGAACAAUCCCAUCAGGACCUUCAUGAUCCAGAUCGCCGUGUUGGCCAACCACCAGAACGGACGGGACACACACAUGCGGCAGAUCAAAGUCUACACGCCUGUGGAGGAGAGCUCCAUCGGCAAAUUCCCACGAUGCACCACUGUAGACUUCAUGAUGUACCGCACCAUCAGAUGACCCCAGCUUUCAUUUUUGCCUUCUCGUAAGACUGUUCUAGAAUUAAAAGCUUUCAGAUGUUUUUAAAUGUGUUUUGUAAAGAGAACAGUUCGAAGUUCAGUUUAUGUAAAUGCAAAUCUACAGGAAAUAAAUGUUGUUUUUGUUGAAAUUAACAAA